Molecule: messenger RNA, 790 nt
Organism: Aspergillus calidoustus
Lineage: Eukaryota; Fungi; Ascomycota; Eurotiomycetes; Eurotiales; Aspergillaceae
Source: the annotation of a GenBank genome assembly
GUCCGCCCGCCUCGCCUCUUGUACGUCACCCGACAAUAGAACAAUGAUAAACCCCGCGGUUUCAGGGAUUUCCUCCAUAGUUUGUCUAUUUUCCUAACACCGCACAUAUCAACAUUCAAUGUCUGCGUAUCAAGGACACUGCAUCUGCGGUGCUAUCCAGGUGUCGCUGAAGGAGCAGCCUCCCAAUUCUCUACGGUGCUAUUGUCGCAAUUGUGGGAGAUCCGGUGGUGGAGCCUCAAUAAACUAUGUCGUGGACGAGCCUGAUGUCACCCUGCAGAAUAAUGGCGCCCUCAAAACAUUCGAAGAUACGCAGACUGUGAGCGGGAAUCGCGUGGCGCGGCAAUUCUGUGGGAACUGCGGCAGUCCAGUCAUCACUAAGAGCCCCAAGUUCCCAGGCAAGGCAUUCGUCAAAGCGUCUCUCUUCGACCAUAUCUCCCCGCCCAACAAGGAGAUCUUUACCGAUCGCCGACAGAGUUGGGAGAAGCCAUUAGACGGGGCUGAGCAGAUUUAGGAUUCGUUGUUUGUUUCUAGACUGGAUUUCGAUGAUUUAUUGGAGCAGAGGGUUAGGUCUACUUCCUGCUCGACUCUAAGAUAUCAGGGAAAAUGAGCAUCUUUGGUAUUAGCAACAUCUACAGGCCCCUAACAGGGUUCGCGGGGAUAACUUCUGCUGUAGGACUAGAUGUUUUCUAUUGUUUCGUCCCUUGUUUUCCACCUCUACACAACCCCCUCUCUCGAGCGUCUGAAUAAAAUUGUGUAACCUAGCGGAUACAUCCGUGGGAAACUGCCCAGC